CGCAGGGAAGGAGCCCCUUAGCGGCGCAAAGUCGCCGCGGCGGCCGGGAAGCGCGGGUGGCGGGGCCGAGCUGCGCGCGCGCCAGUCCCGCCUGCGGGGCACACGCCCGGAGCUGAGCGCACAUCCUCAGCCGCGCCCUAGCGUCGCCUGUCUGUUCAAGCUCUGAAUGCUACCGGGGUGAAAGGAGAAAAUGGUCACGGGGGAUUUAAUCUGCAUUUCCAUGACCGGAGGGGCGCCCUGGGGGUUCAGGCUGCAAGGUGGUAAGGAGCAGAAGCAGCCCUUACAAGUUGCCAAGAUCCGCAGCCAGAGCAAAGCCUCCAGUUCUGGGCUCUGUGAGGGGGAUGAAGUGGUUUCUAUCAAUGGCAACCCUUGUGCAGACCUCACCUACCCACAGGUCAUCAAGCUCAUGGAGAGCAUAACAGACUCUCUCCAAAUGUUCAUCAAAAGACCAUCCAGUGGAGUAAAUGAGACUUUAAUCUCUGAAACUGAAAACAAAACCUGUGAACAUCUCACCCCUGAGGGGCACGUGGAAAGUACCACCCUGAAGAUUGGACCAGCCAUAAAGAGCCAGUACAGGGAGUUCUACAUCGCCCCGGUCAGGAGUGGAGCUGAGGACCGAGAAAGUGGCCCUAGUUUCUCUGGGAGCGUAAAAGAAGAAAUAGCCCUGAGCUGCCAAGUGGAUCCCUGCAUGCCUGACUCCCAAAGAGAACGCUCACCAGAGGAGGUUAUCUUAAGGGAGAAGGCAGAAGUGGAACAGCUAGGCCCUGUGGUGGAGCUACAACUAUCCCUUUCACAAGAGAGACACAAGGGCACUGGUGCCCCCGUAGUUGCUCUCCUGGGAGCUGAAAAAUCUAAGUCUCCCAACCCAGAUCCUAAUUUACAACACGAUGGUAUUGUCCGAAGAAAUUCAGUCCCCACUGAUGAGAAAGGGGACCCUUCUCUGAGAUCCAGCAAGAUAAUCCAGAUUUCCAGUGGCAAAGAGUUGAGAGUGAUUCAGGCAAGUGAAGCAGGACACACCGGCCUGGCCCGAGUGGAAGUGAUCCUCAACUGUUCUGACAGGCAGAAGACGGAAGGGUGCAGGCUUCAGGCAGGAAAGGGGUGUGUGGAUUCUCCAGGGGAAGGAGGGCAGUCAGAAGCACCUCCUUCUCUGGUGUCCUUUGCAGUCUCAUCAGAAGGCACAGAGCAGGGAGAAGAUCCACACUCGGAAAGGGAUCACAGCAGACCCCACAAGCACAGGGCACGCCAUGCACGGCUCAGGAGGAGUGAAAGCCUAUCAGAAAAGCAGGUGAAAGAAGCAAAAUCUAAAUGCAAAAGCAUUGCUCUCCUUCUAACAGAUGCCCCCAACCCCAACUCCAAGGGGGUGUUGAUGUUUAAGAAGCGUCGCAGGCGGGCCAGGAAAUACACCCUAGUCAGCUACGGUACCGGUGAGCUUGAGCGAGAGGUGGACGAGGAGGAAGAAGGUGACAAAGAGGACACAUGUGAAGUAGUAUUUCUGGGCACGAGUGAGUCAGAGGUGGAUGAAGAGUUAUUGUCUGAAGGUGACAACACACAGGUUGUGAACUUUGACUGGGACUCUGGACUAGUGGACAUUGAAAAGAAACUGGACAGAGGGGACAAGAUGGAGAUGCUGCCAGACACCACGGGCAAGGGAGCCCUUAUGUUUGCCAAGAGGAGGGAGAGAAUGGAUCAGAUCACGGCACAAAAAGAGGAGGAGAGGAUGGGUGGGAUGCCAAGCAGAGAACCAGACACUGCCCAGACAGAUGGCCUGAGAACCAUGACUUCCUACCAGAGGAAAGAGGAAGACUCCAUCAGAGUGCAGAGCUCUGUGAGCAAAAGCUACAUCCAGGUGAGCCAUGGUCUUGGCCACGUGCCCCAACAGAAUGGCCUCAGUGGGGUGUCCGAGACAGCAGAGGCCCAGAGGAUGAUCCCUAUGAACAGAACAGCCAAACCCUUCCUGGGGUCUGUGAACCAGACAGCAGCCCCCUUCUCCCCGACCCGAAACAUGACGAGUCCCAUCGCUGACUUUCCUGCACCUCCACCUUAUUCUGCAGUCACACCUCCGCCUGAAGGCUUCUCCAGGGCAGUAUCCAGUCCGAUAGCUGGCCCAGCACAGCCUCCUCCGUGGCCGCAGCCUGCCCCGUGGUCCCAGCCAGCUUUUUAUGAUUCAUCUGAGCGAAUAGCUUCCCGGGAUGAAAGGAUCGCUGUGCCAGCAAAAAGAACAGGAAUACUGCAGGAGGCCAAAAGGAGAAGCACGACAAAACCCAUGUUCACCUUUAAAGAACCGAAAGUAAGCCCCAAUCCUGAACUCUUGUCACUUCUUCAAACUUCAGAAGGCAAGCGGGGUGCUGGAGGUGAUUCUGGACCUGAAGAAGACUACCUCAGUUUAGGAGCAGAGGCUUGUAAUUUCAUGCAAAGCUCCUCUGCAAAACAAAAGAUGCCACCUCCUGUUGCUCCAAAACCUGCAGUCAAGUCCUCGUCCUCCCAGCCAGUGACUCCAGUUUCUCCAGUCUGGUCACCAGGAGUGGUUCCAACCCAACCUCUUGCUUUCCCCACAUCCAACCCAUCACAGAGCACCAUUGUCUCCUCCAUCAAAAUAGCCCAGCCCUCUUACCCUCCUGCCCGGCCAGUGAGUGCUUUGAACCUGGCUGGUCCCUUCAAAGGACCGCAAGCAGCAGUAGCCAGUCAGAACUACACUCCAAAGGCAACAGCCCCCACUCCAACAGUGCCUGCUGCUCAUGCUCCUGCGGUGGGACCAUCUGGUGAGCUUCCCGGAAUGAGUGGGAGGGGAGCCCAGCUCUUUGCUAAAAGGCAGUCGAGGAUGGAGAAGUACGUGGUAGAUUCAGACACAGUGCAGGCACACGCUGCUCGUGCUCAGUCUCCCACUCCCUCUCUACCGGCCAGUUGGAAGUACUCCUCCAACAUCCGAGCACCUCCUCCUGUGGCCUACAAUCCUAUCCACUCCCCCUCCUACCCACUGGCUGCUGUCAAGUCUCAGCCAUCAGCCCCACAGGCAUCCAAAACGAGCAAGAAAAAGGGCAAGAAACCCCUCAACGCUUUAGAUGUCAUGAAGCACCAACCAUAUCAGCUAAAUGCAGCCUUGUUUACUUUCCAACCGCCAGAUGCAAAGGAUGGCCUCCCCCAAAAAUCAUCCAUCAAGGUUAAUUCAGUGCUGGCCAUGAAACAUGCCCUUCCUCCCCGGCCCGUGAAUGCCAGCUCACCCAUGAAUGUGCAGGCCUCCUCUGUGUACUCAGUACCAGCCUAUAGCUCUCAGCCUUCCUUCUUCACAGAGGCCACCUCACCGGUCAGUGCAUCCCCAGUGCCUGUGGGCAUUCCCAGCUCUCCAAAGCAAGAAUCAGCAUCGACAUCCUAUUUCGUGGCACCACGGCCGAAGUUCUCAGCCAAGAAAAGUGGUGUCACUGUUCAGGGGACUGGACGCUCCCUUUCUCUUCCUGGAAGACCAGUCCUGCCUACCAUCUCUACAUCUCCUUGGGUAUACCAGCCUGCUUAUAACUAUUCUAACAAACCAACUGAUGGACUAAAGAAAGGAAACAAGAGACUAACUCCUUGGGAAGCAGCAGCAAGGUCUCCGCUUGGUCUAGUGGAUGAUGCCUUUAAAUCCCAAAACAUCCAGGAAUCCAUUGUGGCAAAUGUGGUCUCAGCAGCUCGCAGGAAGGUGUUUCCAGGAUGCUCAGAAGAUUGGAAUGAGAGAAUGUCCUGUGCUCCUCAAGACCAGAAGGCCAAUAUGGGCUCAUGUGGAAGGCAAGAGCAUAAGGUUGCCUCCUUACCCGGUAAUAGUAUGCCCACCAAAUCCCAGUAUGGUUCACAGUUGCCAUAUGCAUAUUAUAGGCAGCCUUUCAGAAAUGAUUCUGAGAUAAUGUCCAUGGAGACCAGGUCUGAUUAUUGUCCUCCAGUAGCCAAUUGCAACUAUAACCCUCACCCGAGGGGAUGGAAGCGUCAAACAUGAAAAUUAGAAGAAUUGAUUGUGUGCUAACUAUAGUAUUGAUUUUUAAAAAUAUUUCUUUGCAGGGCUUUUGACUUUUCCAGUAGAUCUAGAUUCACUUUUGGUCUUGGAUUGUUCUCUGAGUGUCACUUAUUUGAGUGUGUGUGUGUGUGUGUGUGUGUGUGUGUGUGUGUGUGUGUGUGAAUGCACAUGAGAGUGUCUACUCAUGCACAGAGAAUUUCUUUGCAGAAAGACUUUGUUUUCUACACUGAUGUGCUGGCAUUUAUAUCUAAUUCAUUAUCUUAAUUCCAUUUAUUCCAUUAAUAUGGGGAGGUUUAGGCAAGUAAGCCCUGCUCAUUUAAAUGAAAUUAAGUAUUUUCUUGUCUGCAUCUUAGUCUUAGUCCAGGAAGGAAUUAAUGAAAUAUGGUGUGCUAAUUGUCAUUAGCAGUACCAGCAAUCAAUAUAAUGUUAGGGGAAUUUUCAAUGUGAAUAUGCCUGAGAAUAACUAUAUAAAAAACAAUAUAACUAUAUAAAAAAGGAAUUCUUUGUUGUUAUUUUAAGCAUUUCUCUGAAACACUUUUAAAAAUAAGAUAAUUUUUUUUAAUAGAAUUGUAACAUAGCUCUUCUCAGAAAGAAAUAUUCAAGAGUAAGACCAUUAUAUAUUUCAGAAGGACUUCUGAGGCACAUGGUGUUAUGUGUGGGAAAUAAAGACUUAGGUAUAUGAUUUACUUUUAAUCUAUUUAAAGCCAAUAGCUUGAGAGAGGAAUAGACUCUGAGUUUAGGUAUCCUAAUUCGUCAAAUGAGAUCAGAUUAUUUAGUCUCAUAUCCUUAACAGAUCUGAUAUUCUGAGAUUUUCUCAUUAGUGGAAUAUCCGUUGAUGAAUUAUUCAUUGUAGUUGUUCAUCAUUUAAGUAUCUGAUGAAAUUUAGAAGUGGAUUAGGUCACUGGGCAUCACUAUAUAUGUACCAUUAAAGGUCCAAAAGGGAUUGUUGGGAGGCAGGUUUUGUGUUACGUGUUACAUGGAGUUAGGGCUGAUGUGAAGAAAAAAACUUAAUGGACUUAAGGAAGUAGUAGACAGAUGUGUCAGUUAUUAUGCAACUGUAGGUCAUGACAACUUAUUUAGUUAUAGGAAACAUGCCACAGGAGCCUAGAAAGCCAUCAUUAGAAUGUUCAAAGGAAGUUAAAGAUCUGCUUGGUCAAUUCCGUGAACCAUGCCUUGUUAGCAUGACCAUGAGACAAUCAGUCAAACACUUAUUCCUUAUCACCAUACCCACAGUCUUAAGUAUAAGGAAAUUCAAAGUAUUUUACAUUACAAGCAAGUAUCGAGCAUAUUUUAAAAUAAAAAACAUUUUGAGUUUUUAAAACCUUCUUAGGUUUUUAAAUGUGGUGAUUUUGCUUUGUUUUACUUUUCAGCUCGUGAGCUUAUCAAUAUGAUGGUGUAUUUCACAGAAUAAAACUUAAAAAAAAACCCAGGAUACAUGUGAUCCCUCAUCUUAAAAGUAAAAGAAUAAAAAUUGAAUCAGUCACAGUAAGUUCUAUUAUUGAUGGAGCUAAUCAGAUACUAAUUUGUUUAGUUAUGGACAAAAGAAAAGACUAAUACUUUCUAAAGUUGUAAUGUUAAAUUAUCUUAAAUUGAUAUACUGUUAAUUCUCUCAAAUUAUAAGAUAUAAUUAUUGAUUCCUAGGACUUCCUAUGAAAUCUUAAAAAGUAAUUCCUGGUAUAUUGAUUAGUCAAGGAAAUGAAUUGUUUUAUGUUUUUAUUAGAAACUGAUGUUUCAAGAAGUCAAAUUUUUCAGACAUCCUUCUGAAAAGUAAAAGAACCAUUAUCAAAUAAUCACAAAAUGUGUUGCAGGUAUUUACCUCCAAUGUACUUGAAAAGGAGUAGAGUUAGAAUGCUUACAUUCAAGCUAUUGUUUGAGACUAGACACCUGACAUGCUGAGAUCUGAUUCCUAUUGGUGAGAAAUCCUAGAUAACUGUUAGAUGAAAAUAGCCUUUUUAGAGAAGAGCAGUUGCUUGUAAAUAUACAUACCACAUUUUUGUAAGACAUUUUCCUACUAAUAGCAAUCACAUUGGUAGAAAGAAUACCUAUUUUGUCAAGGAUUAAAAAGCAUUCUCUGAAAGUAUAGUAUGUCAGUGAUAGGGACACUAAUUUGGCACCUUUCCUCCAUUUUGAGUUUCAUAUUAUAUUAUUGCAUGUGUGUGAAGUGUCUGUUAUGAAGAUGAUUUAAAUUUUGUCUAGUAUUUUGAGUUUUAAAACUGCACAAAGUGUAGUCCAUUUAUCUCUGAAUAUGUCUGGCACCGUCACUCACAGUGGUAAGGGUCACCCUAUUUGUGCUCAAGCAUAUGUAUGUACUAAUGAAUUGAAACUUUGCUUAAAAAUUUUUAUCAAAUAGGCUCAGUUAUUAUAAUUAAGAGAGGAAGUGUAGAAAUGUUUAUUUUUUAAGAGUAAGUAGAGUUUCACAUUUGGUUUCUAUCCAAAAUAGAAGUAUCUAAACUGUCCACACUUUUCUAUUAAAAUACGAUGUUUUUCUGCUAUUAGAUUGACAUUUCUACUCAUGUUUAUUCCAAGAGACUGUAUUUGAAAGAUGUAUACUGAAAAUCAAGAGCAUAUUAGUAAUAAAAAGUAACUUGAAAAUCAA
Molecule: messenger RNA, 6578 nt
Organism: Manis pentadactyla (Chinese pangolin)
Lineage: Eukaryota; Metazoa; Chordata; Mammalia; Pholidota; Manidae
Gene: SYNPO2
Product: synaptopodin 2
Exons: 5
Coding region: 191-3964 (1257 amino acids)
Biological process (GO): positive regulation of actin filament bundle assembly
Cellular component (GO): actin cytoskeleton; Z disc; nucleus
Molecular function (GO): actin binding
Source: RefSeq, a predicted model, not a curated record